UGCAAAAACUGUUUUGCUGGUAACUUUUGGCUGUUAACGCUAUUAAAUGCUAACACCGCCUGCCACAUCGGCUCAGGGGCGGCCUGCGGCGGGGCUUAUCGAGGCCUGCUCACCGCUCACUCCCGUCGCCUCCGUGAUCCGCAUCUAGUCCCCGCCCACGCGGCGGACGCCGUGGCCGGUUACGAGUCAAUAUCAGCUCGGCGGCGUUUCCUCCGGCAGACAGCGAGGAGCAGCUGGAAAGGUCUCCUGAAAGGACCCAGUGGUUGCAGUGACAUGGGCAGCCAACGUUCCUUCACACCCUGCAGAGCUAACACCAGAGUCCCGCCUCAAGAGCCGAGCAGAAAAUGACUCAGCGGAAUGGAAUCAGGGGCUCGAGUGAUCCCAGUCUCCACUCGGAGACCUCCAAGGCCUUCGACCUGGCCAACGGUUUGGACCAGGAUGAGGGGCAGGAAGCGGCUACUGACUGUGAGCGAGGGCGGGGGAGUGAAAGCGGAGACCCCGUCGCUAUAACGGGAGGAGCUGUCACCGCUCCGGAUGGCGGCUGGGGCUGGGCAGUGCUGGUUGCAACCAUCCUGGUCCUGGCUAUGACCCUGGGCUUCCCCUCCUGCGUGGGGAUCUUCUACACAGACCUGCAGAACGAGUUCCACGCCUCCAACAGCGAAACGUCCUGGGUGCCGUCCAUCAUGACGUCGGCGCUUCACGCAGGAGGUCCGUUCUGCAGCGUGCUGGUGGGGAAGCUCGGCUGCAGGGCCACCGUCAUGCUGGGCGGGGUGCUGAGUGGGCUCGGAAUGGCCGCCAGCUCGUUUACCAACUCCAUCGCCGAGCUUUACGUCACCGCUGGAGUAAUUACAGGACUCGGCUUCUGCUUCAGUUUCCAGCCGGCUGUCACCAUCCUGGGCCACUACUUUGUGCGUCGGCGUGCGUUUGCCAACGCCAUGUCCUCCACGGGAACGGCCCUGGGACUCUGCACUCUGCCUUUCCUGGGAAACUACCUCCACUCAGAGUUCGGCUGGAGGGGAAGCUUUCUCAUCCUGGGGGCCGUCCUGCUGAACUGCUGCGCGUGCGGCGCUGUGAUGCGGCCCCUGCAGCCCAAAAAGCAUCGCGGCCAGCCGCUGAUGGACCGCACACCUCCUCCGUCAGAAAAGCAGACGAAGCGGGAAUCGAGGCUCAGGACCGCCUGGAGGUUUUUGGUGGCCUCCGUCAAAGAACACAUGGCCUUCGAUCAGUUCCUCCACAACCGGCAUUACCGUGUGUUUGCCAUAGGCAUCACCUUAAUGAUGCUGGGCUUCGUGGUGCCGCUGGUGUAUCUGGUUCCGUACGCCACGGCCCACGGCAUGGAGCCGAGCCGGGCCGCGCUGCUGCUCUCCAUCCUGGGUAUCGUUAACAUUGUGGUGCGGCCGCCGUUCGCCAUCAUGUUCAACAUGCCCUGGUUCAAAGGGCGCCAUGUUUAUGUGUUUGCCUCCGCCUUGCUCUUCAACGGGCUCAGUGACUGCAUCUGCUGCAUCGGGGCCGGCUUCCCCGUGCUGGUGGCGUACGUGGUCACGUACGGACUUUCGAUGAGCGUGGUCGGGUCGCUGAUGUUCACCGUCCUGAUGGAUAUAGUGGAGAUGAGGCGCUUUCCGUCGGCGCUGGGGCUGCUCGCCGUCAUGGAGAGCGUCACGCUGCUUAUUGGACCUCCGCUGGCAGGGAUCCUGGUGGACCGCACGCAACAAUAUUUCUACGUCUUUAUCGCUUGCAGUGCCGUUGUUGCCUCCUCCGGUCUCUUCCUGAUGCUGUCUUUCCUCUGGCUGGACAAAAAGGACAGGAAGGCGUCGCAGCAGGGUCGGCUCUCUGCUCAGCCCGAAGCGGAGAAACCUGCGGCCGACGCCUCUCCUGUCUGCGAGUACAGUGACCAGCCCUAGCAGGGAGACGGGGCCUCAGCCUGGGGACGGGGCCUCAGCCUGGGGACGGAGCCUCAGCCUGGGGAGGGAGUCUCAGCCUGGGGA
Poeciliopsis prolifica (blackstripe livebearer) is the source of this 1985-nucleotide messenger RNA. It is a transcript of the gene slc16a5a, whose product is annotated as solute carrier family 16 member 5a. The transcript is spliced from 5 exons. The coding region runs from base 345 to 1901 and encodes 518 amino acids. NCBI's taxonomy places the organism in Eukaryota, Metazoa, Chordata, Actinopteri, Cyprinodontiformes, Poeciliidae. Gene Ontology annotation, biological process: transmembrane transport; monocarboxylic acid transport. Gene Ontology annotation, molecular function: monocarboxylic acid transmembrane transporter activity. The record is from RefSeq and is a predicted model, not a curated record.